AUGGAUGCCGCGCGCUCUGAUGGUAGCGAACCAGGAGGGGCGAUGUGCCGCAAGUGCACGGUUGCUGAAGAAACCAAGCCGCCGGUCGACGCCGUCGCGUGGAGAAUAUUUUGGAAAAAUAGAGAAAGGGUGAUGCUCCUGAUCCAGGAGGCGCGCGAUAAUGCGACCGCUGUUUUAUCUUAA
Penicillium crustosum is the source of this 183-nucleotide messenger RNA. RefSeq lists its product as uncharacterized. The record is from RefSeq and is a predicted model, not a curated record. The coding region runs from base 1 to 183 and encodes 60 amino acids. NCBI's taxonomy places the organism in Eukaryota, Fungi, Ascomycota, Eurotiomycetes, Eurotiales, Aspergillaceae. The transcript has a single exon.